AAGCCGCGACUUCAUCUUACGUGCACUUACGAAACCCACAACCAACAUACUUGGAAGCAAACUAACCCCAUGGAUUUCUAUGAACAAGACGUGGGUAUCUUUGGAGAAGGAGGAGGUGGCGACUCUUCGGCUUCUUCAUCCUCAUCAGCCUCCUCAUCUCGAUCGUCCUCAUCGUCAGCUUCUUCCUCAUCGAACGGCAGUGACGGGAGACAGUCCAGCAGUGGCAGUGGAAGCACUAGAAGUGGAGAAGAAGUAUACAACCUUUCUAAAAUUAACAACAGCAACAACAAUUAUUAUUACGAUAAUAACGAUAAUGAUAGAGGGUUUUAUGGCGGCUAUGAAGAAGAUGAUGAUAAAGAUCCAUUUGGUUCUGAUAAUGAAGAUUACUGUAAAACCCUUACCACCAGUCCUUUCCCUACACCCAGUCCGCAGGAGCUUACUUUGUCUUGAGCCUAUUUGGAUGGGAGAAUGUCCAAAAGUGUUGUCAAGAGAAGGUGUUCCCACCAGCCUAAUUGAACUUUACCUCUAUGGAGAUCUCAGGCUCCAUAAGCCAAAGAGUGGGAGUUGCAGGCCUGCAGACAUCUCUGUAUUGCUUUUUAUACGCCAGAGCAACAAUCUGGGUGGUAGAGGGGGGUUUGGAUGUGGUCGUUGGCAAAAUGAUAGGGGACCAGGCCUUCUUCCCCAUCCAUGACCAUAUCCUCAAAGGCAGGGUUAUGGCUAUGGCUCAAAAUUUUCAAGUGGUCGUCAUGAUGAACGGUUUGUUUCAGAAUUUAAGCUUACUAGGAGUGAAGAAACAUUAUCAAGGAAAGUUAUAGCCUUAGAAGAGGUAAUUGAAGCACUCAUGCCUUUUUUCUUUCACCGAGGAUCUGUCAGGUAUUUUCAAGGUUGAUCUGCCAGUAGCAUAAAUUAUCCUUCUCAAAGUGUUGUGUCUCACCAAAUGAUUGCACAAUAACACUUUAUUGAUUGCAGGAUAACCUUUCCUUGUAUCUGUAAAAUUCUAUUUUAGAAGAGAAACAAGAAAGUUAAGUGGUGCAAGCUCUGCCAUCUAAUGUUGCUUAAAUAUCAAGCACAUAGUUUUAUUGUUACCAAAAAGAUGUAAAUUAACUAGAAAACUAUCAAACUGUGCUGCGAAUUCUAUUAAAGCAAAGAGUCAACGUUGUUAACA
Molecule: messenger RNA, 1165 nt
Organism: Mangifera indica (mango)
Lineage: Eukaryota; Viridiplantae; Streptophyta; Magnoliopsida; Sapindales; Anacardiaceae
Product: NAD-capped RNA hydrolase DXO1-like
Exons: 2
Coding region: 70-450 (126 amino acids)
Source: RefSeq, a predicted model, not a curated record